This is a messenger RNA of Arabidopsis arenosa, 1475 nucleotides long. Lineage: Eukaryota; Viridiplantae; Streptophyta; Magnoliopsida; Brassicales; Brassicaceae. The record is from the annotation of a GenBank genome assembly.
CAAAGCGCUGUAGCCAAGAAAUGCGCGACGAUGGUGAUGCUCGGUGUGCUCCAGCUUCCAUGCCGCCUCCGUCACUCUCUCUUUUUCUCUUCUUCCCAAAUCGCUUCUUCUCGCCCUCAAGGUGUUGCUAAAGUGGUUCUUAAAAAGGGCAAGACACAGCUCUUCAAAGACGGAAGUCCAAUGGUGUACAGUGGAGCUGUAGACAGGAUCAUUGGAAAACCUCCUCCUCAGACCGGAGAUGUUGUCAUUGUCGCUGAUGGCACUGAGACUCCCAUUGGUUGGGGUUUGUAUAACUCUGUUUCUAUGUUCUGUGUUCGCCUUAUGCAGCUUCAACACGAAUCCUCCAGAGAUCCUUCUUGUGCAUUGAACAUUGAGAAGCUUCUCCAAACUAGAAUCUCUGAAGCACUUCAGUUGCGAAAGAGUUUGGCACUUCCCUCUGCUAAUACUAAUGCUUAUCGUCUUGUCAACAGUGAAGGAGAUAGAUUGUCUGGAUUGAUUGUGGAUGUGUUUGGAGAUAUAGCUGUGGUAGCAUCGUCUGCUGCUUGGCUUGAAAAGUACAGGAUUGAAGUAGAGAGUUGCUUAAGAUCAAUUGACGGAAUUAAUCAUAUAAACUGGAGACCGUCUCUUGAUGUUCUUAAAGAAGAUGGAUUUGAUAUCUCAAGUCUGAAACAAACACAAUCAUCUACUCUCCCACAGAGAUCAAUGGUUGUGGAAAAUGGUAUCUCCUACGCAAUUUCGCUAGAGGGACAGAAGACAGGGUUCUACACAGAUCAGCGCGAAAAUCGUCACUUCAUAUCAACCAUUUCUGCUGGUAAAAGAGUUCUUGAUCUUUGCUGCUAUAGUGGUGGAUUUGCACUAAAUGCAGCCAGAGGAGGUGCUACCAGUGUUAUCGGAAUUGAUUCAUCUUUACCUGCUUUGGAGCUCGCCAGAGAGAAUGUCAUCCUCAACAAUAUGGAUCCAGAGAAGGUUGUUUUCUUUAAACAAGAUUCAACAGAAUUCAUGAAGGGUGCUCUGUCAAGAGAAGAGACAUGGGACAUCGUGAUCCUAGACCCUCCUAAGCUAGCUCCGCGGAAAAAGGUUUUGCACAACGCAGCAGGAAUGUACAGAAAUCUCAACUCGUUGGCAAUGCGAUUGACAACGAGUGGCGGUCUUAUGAUGACAUGCUCAUGUUCAGGGGCUAUGACACAGAGUGGGAAGUUCGUAGGGAUUCUUCAGAGCGCUGCAGCAAUGGCGGGAAGGAAGAUCACAGUGGUGAGGGAGGCAGGAGCUGCGUCUGACCACCCACUCGACCCAUCUUACCCUCAAGGCCAAUAUCUCUCCAAUCUUCUGCUUCGGGUGCUUUGAGCGCUCGGAAGUUUGGCUUCUGUUAGUUCAAAUUUUUAGCCCGUAGUUUGUAACAACUCUAUGUAUGGUUAAACAUAGAAAACUUAUAAAGGAAGAUUUGGGGACAAAAGUAAUAUAUUUAACUGGUUUGG